This is a messenger RNA of Colletotrichum orchidophilum, 2094 nucleotides long. RefSeq names its product ThiF family protein. The record is from RefSeq and is a predicted model, not a curated record. Bases 1 to 2094 code for a protein of 697 amino acids. Gene Ontology annotation, cellular component: SUMO activating enzyme complex; cytoplasm. NCBI's taxonomy places the organism in Eukaryota, Fungi, Ascomycota, Sordariomycetes, Glomerellales, Glomerellaceae. Gene Ontology annotation, molecular function: SUMO activating enzyme activity. Gene Ontology annotation, biological process: protein sumoylation. The transcript has 5 exons.
AUGAAUACCACCGCGGAAGCAGGAGCUGCACCUGCAGCAACUGCGGCACAGGCGACAGCGCCCGCCACGACGGCGGCGGCACCACCACCAUCACCACAGGAACACCAACAAUCAGCACAAACGGAAUCCGCACCAGUUGCCCAACGGCCUGCGCAAACGACGCAGAAACAACAGCAACAGAAGCCUCAGCAGCAGCGACCUCCUGGCGUGCAGACGCGUGAUCGAUUUUUCCAGCAAUCGCUCGGCGGCUCCUUGAACGCCAACGUGAAAAAGGCGCGCGUUCUUAUGGUUGGAGCUGGCGGUAUUGGAUGCGAACUUCUCAAGAAUAUCGUGCUCACGGGUUUCGGCGAAGUCCACGUCGUCGACCUCGACACAAUCGACCUGAGCAAUCUCAAUCGACAAUUCCUAUUCCGAUACGAACACAUCAAGAAGUCCAAGGCUUUGGUCGCCAAGGACGCGGCGCAGCCCUUUAACCCCAAGGUCAAGAUUGUCGCGCAUCAUGCGAACAUCAAGGAUCCGCAAUUCAACGUAAAGUGGUUCCGUGACUUCAACAUCGUUUUCAAUGCGCUCGACAAUCUGGAGGCGAGACGGCACGUCAACCGAAUGUGUUUGGCCGCUGACGUUCCUCUCAUCGAGAGCGGUACGACGGGAUUCAAUGGCAACGUACAGGUCAUCAAGAAGGGUGUUACAGCAUGUUAUGAUUGCACGCCAAAAGAGACGCCCAAGUCUUUCCCCGUCUGCACUAUCCGAAGCACCCCAAGCCAACCCAUCCACUGCAUCGUGUGGGGCAAGAGCUAUCUCCUCAACGAAAUCUUCGGCACGAGCGAAGACGAGUCCGCUUUCGACAACUCGGCCGAUGCCGAGAACGCCAAAGAGAUUGAGGAAUUGAAGAAGGAAGCUGCAGCUCUGAGGACGAUUCGCGAAUCAUUGGGUACGGAUGCCUUCCCACAAUUGCUUUUCGACAAGGUCUUCACCACCGAUAUUGUGCGACUUGCGUCGAUGGAGGAUAUGUGGAAGUCUAGACGGAAACCUGAGGCCCUCGACUACAAGGUAUUGUCAGAUAAGUCGGCCACAGCUCUCGCCUCGAAGGAGGCUAUUCUGCAGGGUGGACAGCAGGUGUGGACGUUGGAGGAGAAUUUUGCUGUGUUCGUUGACAGCCUGGAUCGUCUGAGCAAACGGAUGCUAGAGUUGAAGAAAGCACACAAAGACGCGUCCGGGCCUGAGCCUCUGAUCACAUUCGACAAGGACGACGAGGACACGUUGGACUUUGUGACUUCUAGCGCAAAUAUUCGAUCCGCCAUUUUCGGCAUCGAGAGGAAGUCGCGCUUCGAUAUUAAGCAGAUGGCUGGCAAUAUCAUCCCUGCCAUUGCGACAACCAAUGCCAUUGUCGCCGGACUGUGUGUCCUUCAAUCAUUCAAGGUGCUGAGAGGCGACUUCACUCAGACUAAGGAGGUGUUCAUCUCUCCUCACAACCCUGCCCGUCUGCUCAACUCGAGCAAGUACCGCGGUCCUAACCCAGAUUGCCCGGUAUGCAGCGUAUAUCAGACGAGCGUUACAGUCGACAUGUCUCGAGCUACACUCAAGGAUCUCGUCGAGGACUUUGUGCGCCUGGAGCUUGGUUACGGGGACAAGGAGUUCGCCCUGAACAAUGACGCCGGACCACUCUAUGACCCGGAUGAGACGGAGAACCUCUCCAAGAAGCUCAGUGAGCUUGGGAUCAAAGAGGACUCUUUUCUCACAGUCAUUGAUGAAGACGAUGACGAGCCCUUCGUCAAUGUCGUCAUCAGCAUCCAGGAAUCCAAGGAGCCCCUGGCCGACAAGCCUAUUCAGGGCUUAGUCGCGGACAAGAAGCCCGAGAUCCCUCACAAGCCGAAGAAGGAGGCACCCGCCGAAUCGAACGGCUUGAGUGAGCAGAACGGCAAGCCCGCUGUUGAGGCGUCAGAGGAGUUAGCAAACCUCAAGCGGCCUCGACCGGAUGACGGAGACGAGCCGAUCCAAGCGAAGAAAGCCAAGGUAGUCGCUACCACAAGCAGCGACGACGUGGUCCUCGUGGACGAUUCGACCGGUGGAGCCAUUGUCAUUGACGACGACUGA